AUGGCACCAUAUGCGUUUCCACUGGUGCGUUUUUGGGCUUUAAAAUACGGGCCAAACAAAACCGAGCAUGGCAUGGUUAAUUCAGGGGCAAGUUUCAGUCUUGCUUCGGUUAGAAAUUCCACUUGCUGCUCCAGGAAGUUUGCGUUGGGUUAUUUUUUCUGGUUUUGCACAACUGAAAGCUCAUUUCACCGAACUUGCUAGUUUGCUUCCAUGUGGCACCCAGCAGCGAAUUCUAAAUCGGCCAAAGGUUGCGUCACAUCCCCUGUGUUGGGACUCAUAGAAAACAAUUAUUCAUGUCAACACUGGUGGUAGGGCUGGAGUAAAUCCCCUUUUUUUCGAGAUUAGGGUACGUGUAUGCCCCUUUCCUCUUUUGUUGAAAUUGAGAGUUACAUAAAAAACCACGCUCGAUUCACUCUAUUCCAGGUUACACCCAUGCAACGCUCCCUGGCUACCUAUAGUUCCUUUCAACAUGUUGGUAUAGGCAAAUUCUCUUUUUCAUUGGCAAUUCCUAGGGUUUCAGAUUUACUUCGCUGGGAUUCAAUUCAAUUCUCUACACAGCUGGAUGUGCCACUGGCUUAAGCAUAGAAGCUAUUAUCGAAUGAUGUUUCGAUAAGCCUUCAAUCUGGGGCUAUGAAAUUUGUCAAGAUGGCGUCUCUAACUCGCUCACCUAUGUCCCAAAUUCUUUGAAGAACUAUGGCCAAUUGUUGAGCAGUUUUUGUCGUUCCUGCUUACAAAUUUCAGACUGAAAGGUAAAAUGUAAGAAACCAACAUGAACUUGAUUUCUUCCUGUGGUGUGCACUAUCGACAAAUCAAUUUUAAGCUGGAAUUGGCUUAGCUUCUUUGUCACUAUGGAACUCUUAGCUAGGGAAAUCGUGUCGUCGUAUCAAAUGUAACGUUCGGGGCAGACCAGGAGUAAAACGGAGUAUGUGUUCACGUACCGUAUUUAGUUUGGUUAAUUCAUGAUGAAAGUUAGUAGAAAAACUGACUUCAGUUAACAGAUAUAUUUUACUGGGCAUGCUGGGUUGGUAGCCUGCGACAGUAACAGAAUUUUUUCGGCUCUAGUUUCUAGUUUCACCCUCCAAAAAAAACGUUGGGUGAGACUAGAGGCUAAAGCCGAAAAAAGCAAAUGCUACUGUAAUUGGGUUGGAUGCAGGCGCAAAAUUGAUCUUUUGUAACUUCAAAUCCUUCUCUGAAUGAGAAUUACCUAAAACAGCAUCCAUUGCUCCAAGUUGCUGACGACGUUUUUCUUUCUAUACGUUUAGGUGUUUUGCCCUUCAAAGCAGAGGAAAUUAAUUUCAGAAAGAAGAUGCGUGACAAUGAAUUUGGUACUCCUGGGCAGCUUGGGAAGGGCCCUUUGCAGAGCUGCAGAAAUUCAGCACGUUCGGAACACAGGUACAAGAAUAUGUUGCAUCUUUGGGAGUUUCUCUUGGAACUUCUGGCUGAUGAGAGCUGCAGAUCUAUAAUAUGCUGGAGAAGGAGGGAAGAAGGAGAGUUUGAGCUUUUGAACCAACAGGAGGUGGCCAAAAGAUGGGGAAUAUUGAAACAGAGGGGUAGAAUGGACUACGGGAAGCUAAGUCGGGCCUUGAGAUUGUACUAUCGAGAUGGAAUAAUUACCAAGGUAUUAGCUUUAAACCAAAGCAUUUUGUUUAAGUAUCAAUGUAUUUUGCAAAGGACUAAUUGAGGACACUGUUUCUACGUCUCCCUCUGGAGAUGAAAACGCCAUUUUACGUGCACUGUAAUUUUCAGGGAGUUAUAAUAACUCCUCCAGUGGGGCUAAUUUAACUCCUUACAGUGGAGUUAUUUUUCGUGGAGUUAUUUUAACUUCAAAAAGGAGUUUAAAGAACUCUUUUUCCGGAGUAAAAGUGACCCCAGAUAUUGAGGAGUUAAAAUAACCCCAAAAAAGGAGUUAUCCAGUACCUAAAAUUUUUACUCCACUUUCAGAGUUAAAUUAACUCCAAAAAGAGUAAAAACAACCCAUCUAAGGAGUACAAGUAACCCCAUUUCGGAGUGAUUUUAACUCCAGACUGGGAGUAAAAAGAACUCUUUUUCAGGAGUAAAAAUGACCCCAAAUUCGGAGUUAAAUUAGGAGUUAAAAUAACCCCAAAAAAGGGGUUAUCCUGUACCUAAAAUUGUUACUCCAUUUUUGGAGUAAAAAUAACUCCCUAAAAAUUACGGUGUGGUCAUUCGAGCCAAGCGACGGUCUAGCCGUUCGCUGGGCAAAGGCAGUAACUUCAUUUUUCAGAUAUUCUUAAUUAAGACACUGACGACUGGUCCAGGCUCGGUAAUGAAUUACACCCACGACCUUUCGCUCUGCAGUCAAGCGCGCCACCAACUGAGCUUAUCCUGCUGCCGUAGCUUAAUAUUUUUUUUUACAACCUGAUUUCAAGUUGACGGACAACAGCUGUGCCUGGACCGGAAUCUUUUGAGAUCUUGAAUCAUGUGCCAAUUCACACACUUUAUCCAUGGAAGAAGGGCUCAUGGCUCCGUUCAGUUAGACCCUUUUAUGACAUUUCAACGACUUGAAUUUUAACAGCCAGAUAAGAGAUUUAGCCAGACUUUUGAGCAUGUCGAUGAUUUUCAUUAAAAGAAAUGAAAGCUACCGAGAAACUGUGAGGUUACAUAUAUUUCACAUAAAUAUCGAAUUUUGUGUCUCUACUUUAACAAAUCACAAGUGUUAUUAAAAGGGACUUGACAGUUUUUCCUCAUUUUCUAUUCUUUUGGGCGCAGGUGAAAGGCCAAAGGCUGGUCUACAAGUUUAACAACCUUCCUUACACUUAUAAACCAGGAAUCACAAGGUCGUUUUAUCGCGAUCGGUUUCCAACACCAAAAUCAAGUCUUGGUGAACAUGAACCACGGGAGUACAAGCCUUUGGUGCCUCAGAUGCGCAUAAGUUGUACAACUGCUACACAACCAUUUCCUUGUUUUAUGCCUUCUCAAGGAAGACUUUCGUCUUGGCCUGUACAUCCUAUCAAUUCACCACGAGUUUGUCGCUGCGGGCACAGGCUGGGAACUUCUUUCUCGUCAGCAAACUGCUCUUCAAGAAGUCGAGUUUUCUUUCCAUUUUUAUCAUUCUCAGUGUCACAUGGUUUUAACCUUCAUGAGCCUGCCCUUUCUCAUGAUACAAAUCCGCAGUUAGUAAGCAAGAAGAUUCCCGUUUCUAUGAUUGUGAGACCUGCCUGUUAGAUUAAGGAAUACAAAGAUUCAGCACCGGACAGCCUUCUUCGGCAGCUCCGGACCCUCGACUCUGUCGGGUUAGUCUGGUCUGCGAACAGUACCUCAUUUUUUCUCGGAAUCGUAGAGUGAGUCCUUCUACGAGGCUGCCUUAUUAUGUUCUUAGCCUUCACCUUAUAAUUCACUAUUCAACACAUUCUACGUUGGUGUGAGAUUUGUUCUUGGCGCUUUCAUGACAAUUUUGAAAUGAACAUUCUUUAUAAACAAUCGCUUUUUGCUUUAGACAGUUUUGUUUUCAGUAAGGCGUUACUAUAUAAAGCCAAAGUUUUUCAUUUACUCGGGAGUUAUUUAACAAUUAUUGCUUGAGCCCGAAUGGGCUAUUGACUCCGAGGCCAUGAAGGACAGAAGAAUAAUUGUUUUUAGUAAAAUCCAACUAGUUGGUCAAAAAUAUCGAGACAAGACAACUUAAGGCAGCAAAACGCGAUUCAGCCGCUGUUGUUUUGGUUUUCAAAGCGGACGUUUUUCGCUACUAAUGGGCUAUAACAUAUAGCCUAGUAGUAGCUCAACCAAUCAGAACGCAGCAUUGAUAAUAGACAACUAGUUGGAUUUUACAAAAAAUAAAUAAACCCUCACCGUGCUAUCGUAACUCAUGACCAGUGCGUUCACUCCCUCAGCCCCUGUCGUUAUUAGUGCGGGUUAGCAUUUUUCCCCAUGACAGAUACCACACCGAGAAUUUGCCGAUUGCACCCGAUUGAAGGCCAAAAGCUGAUUGUCGGUGAAGGCAUUUAAUGCCCCAAUAUCCACAUACAAAUUCUCCAAACUGAUCUCUAUGCAUUUCCUUCAAGAAUAAGUUGAGAGAAUUUGAUAAAUGAUCAAGGCAUUUUCCCUUAGGUGAUCAUUUUAUUAAUUCUCAUAACCUAAUCUCUUGACAUUGUAUGGAUAUCGUUAGGAGAAAACUGACAUUAGACACUAUUGGGACUUAAAGGGUUAAUGCGUGUGUAGCGUUUUUCAUUUUCCCUCAGUAGUGGCCAUUUUGUUGUUGUUGCGUCGAGCUACACAAUCAAAUGUUUUUAGGGGACACCCCAACCUGGUAAAAGGCAGUAAAGGAAACGACAGCAUCCUAAAACAGUCCCAUGGUGCACUUUGAUGCAUCACGGACCCAGUCUUUCGCCGUACGUUGAAAUAGCCAACAGGCCAUUUUUAAGUUGCUCUAAGCCUCUUUUUUAAACCGAGGCUUUACAGUUGAUAUGGAAAUGAUUUCUUGUUCUUAUGCAAGUAAAACCCACUUUCAUUUUUUAGCUUCGUUUUGAAAGUGAGAGUUUUGGAAGUGGGAAACGAUACAUUUUUAUAAUCGGUUUUAAGUUUAGAUUGACUUUUGAAUAUAAUUAGCUGUGCAAAGUAGAUGUAACAUGACAUUUUCUAUGAAAAUUUCUUAAUAAGGAUAUAUUGAUCUAUUGUAACAUAAGAUACAUCAUUUUUAAUCUUACUAAAAGAAAAGAAGACCCUUAAUUUAUUAUUAGAGUUUUAAAAAAUUCAUAAAUAUUUAGCAGACCGUUUAAUUAUACCACGGUUGUAAUCACGUACAUUUAGGACCAAGUAUCUUAAUAACUGGUAAAGUCAGGGUAAAAAAUUUGAAUUCAGCCUCAAUGAGAAAACGGGGCAACAUGAACAAUAGAAUGCAAUUAUGAUGAAUAUUUUAUACAAAAAAAAAAUUCCUAUGAUACUAAUAAACAUGAAACGGUC
Messenger RNA from Porites lobata, 4914 nucleotides. The record is from the annotation of a GenBank genome assembly. Lineage: Eukaryota; Metazoa; Cnidaria; Anthozoa; Scleractinia; Poritidae.